Messenger RNA from Fraxinus pennsylvanica, 795 nucleotides. Lineage: Eukaryota; Viridiplantae; Streptophyta; Magnoliopsida; Lamiales; Oleaceae. The record is from the annotation of a GenBank genome assembly.
AUGGCUUCUACAUCACUUUCUCUCUCGAAUCAAACAAUUCGCUCAACCAUUCAACCGCCGUGCAACGCCACCUUCUGCCGCCCCCUCCGUAUCUCCGCCACUUGCGCUACCUCUGAGAGGACCUGUAGUUGGAAGAUCAGCACGGAAUACGCUCCAAAACAGGGGUCGCUGUACGAAGUCCUGGGGAUUCAAAUCGGUGCUUCGUGUCAUGAAAUUAAAACUGCGUAUAGAAAAUUAGCCAGAAGUUUGCAUCCGGAUGUUGCGUCGAACAGUGGAGAUGAGUUUAUGAGCGUUCAUGCGGCUUAUGCUACUCUUUCUGAUCCGGAGAAGCGUGCGAAGUACGAUACGGAACUUUUUCAUCGGAGGCGUCCGACUGCUCUGUCGGCGAGCGAUUUUUCUCGCCGGAGCCGGAAUUGGGAAACUGAUCAGUGCUGGCCUUCAUCGAAUUAUGUGCCUUCCUCACACUCUUUGAAGCUAGAUCAUAUCGGUUUCAUAUUGAACGAUGCACUUUUGGUUCCCACACUUGUUGAGUUGAGACGCCAAGCAGCGCAGUCGAGGAACUCUACAGCUCACAGCGCCGGCAACUCUACUAUUACCAACAUUGAGCAACUCUACCAUUCGCAGUCGCAGGACACUAGCUUUCGCAGUUCUGCUUUCAACACUAGUGUCGAUUGCUGCAAAAAUGCGUUGCAAUGUACAGUUGAGCUUCAACGAGAUAGCAUCGCGAUGCUGCUCAGUCGGCACGGUCACACGCAGGCAGCGUCACUAUCGCCACGUAGCAGUGUUGUAACGUAG